Messenger RNA from Nematocida parisii ERTm1, 504 nucleotides. RefSeq lists its product as uncharacterized. Bases 1 to 504 code for a protein of 167 amino acids. The record is from RefSeq and is a predicted model, not a curated record. NCBI's taxonomy places the organism in Eukaryota, Fungi, Microsporidia. The transcript has a single exon.
AUGUGUUUCAUGUUCUUGAAAUCCUUGCUGCGUAGAAGAGUAUUUCAUGCUUUUAACGGAGUGUAUUCUGCAUCUGUUUUAGUGACAGGGGUAUACUCUGCGUUCGCUACUAUUCAUCAGUUAGUCUUCCAGAUAGUUAUUUCUUUGUGGUCCUUGUUCGUUUCUGCCGCCAUCUGUUUUCUAUGCUUUCAUAGAAUAUCAAUAUUAAACAUGAUGCACAGUAUGUAUCUGCUACUUAUGAACAUUGUUAUGAUUUUAUCAAUCAUAUUCCUUCGAUUUCUAUUUGAGUUUCAAGCUAGUGACAGAUUUGGUAUUUUAUUUGAGAGCAUUCCAAUUAUUGUAAUUUGUGCUUUCUCCUUUUUUAAUAUGCUCUAUAUUGCAUAUGUUCGUAGAUGCAUUAUUGAUGGGCUAAUACAGCCCGUGUUUAUGCAGCAAAGGAAAAAGAUUGAAUCGAAAGUUGUCUUUGUCCGUAGGGAGUAUCCGGAGAUUUUCAGCAUCCAAUAA